Vitis vinifera (wine grape) is the source of this 3575-nucleotide messenger RNA. RefSeq lists its product as uncharacterized. Gene Ontology annotation, molecular function: dipeptide transmembrane transporter activity; tripeptide transmembrane transporter activity. The record is from RefSeq and is a predicted model, not a curated record. The transcript is spliced from 8 exons. Gene Ontology annotation, cellular component: membrane. The coding region runs from base 130 to 3453 and encodes 1107 amino acids. Gene Ontology annotation, biological process: transmembrane transport; dipeptide transport. NCBI's taxonomy places the organism in Eukaryota, Viridiplantae, Streptophyta, Magnoliopsida, Vitales, Vitaceae.
GAAGUCAGGAGGUCAGAGCCUACGACAUCAUUCAUCGUCCUAGAAAACUACUGCAGAAAUCGUGUAAUAAAAGGAUAAUAAUCUCCUCUCGGAAGAUUCCUAAAUUCUGUGGCUGUCGAUCGCCGACCCAUGGCCUACUCUUCGAUCUCCGGCGGCACGGAGACCCCACUACUUGACGACACCGUCGACGGUUUCGCCGACCACAAGGGCCGUCCAGCGAGGAGAUCGAGCUCCGGCGGGUGGCGAUCCGCGUCCUUCAUCAUCGGAGUCGAGGUUGCGGAGAGGUUCGCCUACUACGGCAUAGGGUCCAACCUCAUAAGCUUCCUUAUCGGGCCACUGGGCCAGUCUACCGCCGCCGCCGCCGCCAACGUCAACACAUGGUCCGGCACCUCCACGUUGCUGCCGCUGUUGGGAGCUUUUGUGGCGGACACGUAUCUCGGCCGCUAUUACACCAUCAUUGUUGCUUCCCUUAUCUACAUACUGGGGCUAGGCUUGUUAGCAGUAUCUGCUGUGCUUCCUUCUGCGAGCCCUUCUGAAUGCCAAAAAAAUGAUGAAAUCGCUUCUUGUUCUCCUCCUCAGCUACAAGUAAUCCUCUUCUUUUUCGCUCUAUAUCUUGUAGCAGUUGGGCAAGGUGGGCACAAGCCCUGUGUCCAGGCUUUUGGAGCUGACCAGUUUGAUGGACAAGAUCCAGUGGAGGGCAAAUCCAAAAGCUCAUUCUUCAACUGGUGGUACUUCUCUAUGUGCUUUGGUACUCUAAUAACUCUCUUCAUCUUGAACUACAUUCAAGACAACCUGAAUUGGGGUCUUGGAUUUGGAAUCCCCUGUAUUGCCAUGGUGAUUGCACUACUUGUUUUCUUGCUUGGGACCAAGACAUACCGGUAUAGUGUCAAUGGAGAUGAGAAAAGCCCAUUUGUGAGGAUUGGUCAGGUGUUUGUUGCAGCAGCUAGAAAUUGGAGGACAACUGAUUCGUCUCUAAAUUUUGAAGAGGUAGCUCGAGGAACCCUACCUCACCAAGGUUCUCUGCAGUUCAGGUUUCUUAACAAGGCCUUGCUUGCACCGGAUGGUUCCAAGGACAAUGGCAAGGUGUGUAGUGUCAGUGAUGUUGAAGAAGCAAAGGCGGUUCUGAGGCUCUUUCCCAUAUGGGCUACGUGUUUGGCCUACGCUAUUGUGUUUGCACAGUCAUCGACUUUCUUUACCAAGCAAGGAAUUACUAUGGAUCGAUCACUCGGAUCAGGGUUUGUGAUACCAGCAGCUUCACUUCAGUCCUUUAUCACCCUUGCCAUUAUCAUCUUCAUCCCCAUAUACGAUCGCAUUUUUGUUCCCAUUGCAAGAUCAUUAACCAGGAAACCAUCUGGCAUAACAAUGCUUCAGAGGAUCGGAACUGGGAUUUUCUUAUCUUGCAUCUCCAUGGUAAUUGCAGCCCUGGUUGAGAUGAAACGGCUCAAAACCGCUGAAGAAUACGGAUUGAUUGAUAUGCCAAAGGUGACGGUUCCAAUGAGCGUGUGCUGGUUGAUUCCCCAAUACAUCUUGUUUGGAGUUUCGGACGUGUUCACCAUGGUUGGUCUGCAGGAGUUUUUCUAUGAUCAGGUCCCAAAUGAAUUAAGGAGUGUCGGCCUCGCCCUCUACCUCAGUAUCUUCGGUGUAGGGAACUUCCUGAGCAGUUUUCUCAUCUCUGUCAUCGACAAAACAACUAAUGGAGAUGGCCAAGGUAGCUGGUUCAAUGAUAAUCUUAAUCAGGCACAUCUUGAUUACUUCUACUGGCUGCUGGCCGGGCUCAGUGCAAGGGCUCCAACUUUGGACGACACUGUAGAUGGUGCCGUCGACCACAAAGGAGACCCAGCCAAGAGAUCCUUCUCAGGUGCCUGGAAAUCUGCGUAUUUCAUCAUAGGCAUGGCAGUUGUGGACAGGUUUGCUUUCAAAGGUAUAGAAACCAACCUUAUAAACUACCUCACCGGAUGGCUAGGGGAGUCCACCGCCGCUGCAGCUGCCAACGUGAAUACAUGGUCCGGGACUGCGACUUUAUUGCCUCUCUUAGGAGCUGCCAUUGCAGACUCUUAUCUUGGUCAAUAUCGCACCAUUGUUAUUGCUUCUCUUACCUACAUCCUGGGACUAGGCUUAUUGACUGUGUCUUCUGUGUUUACUUCUGGGAGCUCUUCCAACUGCAAAAACAGCAACAAAACAACGUCCUGCUCUCCUUCUCAGCUCCAAGUAGUCUUCUUCUUUUUCUCAUUGUAUGUAGUAGCAAUUGGGCAAGGUGGGCUCAAGCCUUGCCUCCAAGCAUUUGGAGCUGAGCAAUUCGACCAACGAGAUCAAGAGGAAUGCAAAGCCAAAAGCUCAUUCUUCAACUGGUGGUUUUUUGGUCUGGCUGGUGGUGUUUCAGUAAGUUACUUGAUUAUGAGCUACAUUGAAGACAACGUUAGUUGGAUUCUUGGAUUUGGAAUCUCUUGCCUUUUCAUGGUGUUGGGGCUGCUCAUUUUCUUGUUCGGGACUAGGACUUAUAGGUAUAGUAUAAAAAAGAAUGAGAGAAGCCCAUUUGUGAGAAUUGGUCGGGUUUUUGUUGCAGCAGCCAAGAAUUGGAAGACAACCCCUCCAGUGGAAGCUACAGAAAACCUUCCCCCUUACCAAGGUUCAAACCAGUUCAAGUUUCUCAACAAGGCAUUGCUUCUGCCAGGGGGGUCUGGGGAAAAAGGAAAGGCAUGUAGCCUCAGUGAUGUUGAAGAAGCAAAGGCAGUACUAAGGCUGUUUCCCAUAUGGGCCACAUGUUUGGGGUAUGGUAUUGUGCUUGCACAGCCACCCACUUUGUUUACCAAGCAAGGAACUACACUAGAUAGAUCAAUAGGUUCAGGCUUUCACAUACCAGCAGCUUCACUUCAAUUUUUUAGGGCCCUCACGGUUCUCAUCUUCAUUCCUAUAUACGACCGCAUAUUUGUCCCGAUUGCUAGAUCUUUAACCAGAAAACCAUCUGGCAUAACAAUGCUUCAGAGAAUCGGAAUUGGGAUAUUUUUAAUUGCCAUUACCAUGGUAAUUGCAGCCCUAGUUGAGUUGAAACGUCUGAAAACUGCUGAAGAAUAUGAGCUGCUUGAUAUGCCAAAGACGACUCUUCCUAUGAAGGUGUGGUGGUUGAUUCCCCAAUUUAUUUUCUUAGGAAUUUCUGACUCAUUCACCAAUGUUGGAAUUCAGGAGUUUUUCUGUGACCAGAUCCCUAGUGAAUUGAGGAGUGUUGGCGUGUCCCUCCAACUAAGUAUCGUUGGCUUGGGGAGGUUGCUGAGCACCUCUCUGAUCUCUGUCAUUGGGAAAAUAACUAGUGGGGAUGGACGAGAUAGCUGGUUUAGUGACAAUCUCAAUCGGGCACAUCUUGAUUACUUUUAUUGGCUACUUGCUGGAGUCACUGCAAUAGGAUUGGCUGUCUACAUGUUUUUCGCCAAGUCUUACAUUUAUAAUAGUACAACAUGAGUGCACUUAAUUUUGUUAUUAUUGCACCCAAUACUAGAAGCAUUUUCUUCAACAUUUUACCUUAAGUGCGUAUCGCUGUAGUGUAAUGUUAAUGACGUGGAUGUUAUGUUCGGGUUUAUCUC